UUUCAUAGAUCACUGGACAGCUUCAUUGUCUGCUGUUACGCUAAGAAAGCUGCAAAGGACUUGAUAUGUGAUUCUCCCAAAAACGAGUUCUCCAGUUGCGAGGAUAUGAUGAAGAACCCAAUCAUUAGAGUCUGCCUUUGGAUUCUUGGCAUUGUAGCGUUAGUCGGCAAUCUGUCAGUGAUUUUCUGGCGGCUCGUUUAUGGCGAAGAUAGCAAAGUUCAGUCCUUUCUUUUAAAAAAUUUGGCAGUCGCCGACUUCAUUAUGGGUGUGUAUCUCAUUAUCAUAGCUGUACAGGACACUCGCUGGCAAGGAGAGUACUUCGAGCAUGACGUGCGGUGGAGAGGUGGCACAUUAUGUCAAGUGACGGGUGCCUUGUCCAUGCUCUCUAGUGAGGUAAUGUUUGUAAAUCCGCAGCUUUUGACCUCAGGCCUUAUACUCACAAAUCAUUCAUUUCUCUUAUUUGAAAAGAAGAUGGCAUGAGUUGAAAUAACGGUUUACAAUCUGAAAUAGGGUAACGCCGAGUGAAAGCACUACACUAGGAUCUGGUAUAGGAUAGUAGGAUGAGGUAUGACUGGUUGUGUCAUAAUUUACCUUUUAAAAAGGGAACAAUUUAAAUCUUAAUUCUUAGCUCACGAAAAACAAGACGAGGGUUUCCGGACAAAACAUCACUUGAGUUCCUAAGAAUAUAAGGGAAAACAAAACGUAAGGAUGACUCGUGCGUAAAUACUUCCCCAAGGAUGCUAUACUUUCCAUUGAAGCACUUCGAAUCCCUUCCUCUGCGUUUUAGAUACAUAUUUCGAGAGUUAUUGCAAGGUUACAUUCGUCGAUAAGGACACCACUGGAUCUCUGGGAAUAUCUUUGAUAAAGAGGGGCCAUACUGAACGGCCUUGAGAUAUCAUGGUCCAAUUCUCAGUCUCGUUAGUCUUUGGGUAAAGACGAAAGAAGCUAAAAAGAGCGAAAAGAGGAGAAAAUGACAAUUUUUCCUGCCCUUUUAGCUUUACUGUUUCAAGUGUUCGCAGAGUUAGUCAAAUCACUACAAUUUCUUGCGCUCUUUUCCUCCUCAGGUUUCGGUUAUGCUUCUUACCGUCAUUACCGCCGACAGACUUAUCUGCAUCGUCUUCCAUUUUCGAGUACAGCCUUUGAACCUAAAGACUUGUUAUUUGAUUUGCUUAUUGGUCUGGUUACUUGGCUUCGUCGUAUCAUUUUUACCAAUGUCGGGUCUGGGUUAUUUCAAUCCUGAGGGGAACGGGAAUGGCUUCUACGGAAGAUCAACAGUGUGCCUGGCUCUUCAGUUGUCCAAUGACAGGCCGCCUGGCUGGGAGUAUUCUGUCAGCAUAUUCAUCGGCUUCAAUUUAGCAGCAUUUUUGUUCAUUUCGUUGUCUUAUGUGGCCAUUUUUUUGUCUGCUGUGAAAUCAUCGAGCGCGAUAAGAUCAACGAAUGUCAAACGGGAAUCAACCCUCGCCAAACGAGUCGCCUUUAUCAUUUUGACAGACUUCUGUUGCUGGAUGCCUGUGAUAAUUGUUGGUAUCUUAUCCUUGACCGGAAGUUUCAAUGAUCCCGAGAAGCAGGUAUAUGUGUGGAUGGCGGUAUUUGUACUUCCGUUUAAUUCCUCUGUGAAUCCUAUACUGUAUACACUUGCCACUCCUCAGAUGCGGGAUUGGUUCUGUAAAGAUUCUAAAAGUAAAGGUAAGAGCCUUAUACUUGUUUUA
Pocillopora meandrina is the source of this 1709-nucleotide messenger RNA. The record is from the annotation of a GenBank genome assembly. NCBI's taxonomy places the organism in Eukaryota, Metazoa, Cnidaria, Anthozoa, Scleractinia, Pocilloporidae.